Molecule: messenger RNA, 1122 nt
Organism: Pochonia chlamydosporia 170
Lineage: Eukaryota; Fungi; Ascomycota; Sordariomycetes; Hypocreales; Clavicipitaceae
Exons: 1
Coding region: 1-1122 (373 amino acids)
Source: RefSeq, a predicted model, not a curated record
AUGGCAACUACAAACCCCAUCAUCUGUAUGGCGCAUUUGCAAGGCGGUGGCCUUAUAGUCAGCAACAGCGAUGAUGACUCUUGCAACUCUGCAAAAGGGUCAGCGCUGCACAAGAAAAGCCUUCGGCCAAUAUUGGCUCGUGCUGGACACAUAUUAAAGUUCAUUCGUUCUCCGGAAGCCCCCUCGCCCACGACUACACAAGCUCCAGCGAAGCCACAUCCAACGCCGAAGCCUAUCGAAACUACAACAGCGUCCUGGAUAUUCGCUACGAGAUCUCCAGUUGCAGCAGUCAAAGUAUGCAAUUCAAAGUCCAUACUGGAAGCAGAGCACAACAUCCAUCAAAAGGUCGAGUUAGAGAUUCUUGGGGUGGCCAAGGAUGUUGCCAGUGACAUACUUUUACCUUUUGUACCCCAUUGCUACGACUUUCACGCCGAUUUAGCCACAUCUAAACUGAAACAUCUGCAAGCGAGCGACGAUGCUAUUUCUCCGGAUUCUGCAGCCUACGCCAUGGAAUUUAUUCGACCAUUUCAUCGGGAUCAUCUGACGUACCUCAUUAAGCGGCAUCUCUCAUGUACAAUACAAGAUAGAGCGAUGGCAGGAAUUUUCGAUUCACACUUCGUUGCUAAAGUCUGUCUUGGUGAUGUUCGUCCUCUUUCGGACAGAUGGCAGCCUGAUUUGUAUAAUCGCAAUGCAUACGUUGACCAACUACAGGAGGAGGGGGUUGACGUCGUCGGUAUGUCAGCAAUGAUGGGAUCAACUUUGGCAUUUCUUCAUUGGCGUUGCGGCGUUGACGCCGCUGGCGUACGGUUUGUAUUGGGCUGUGAAAGGAAGGGUCACAUUCGCAUAUGGUUGACGGAGUUUGGCGUUUGUCGAAAAUUCCACUAUUCGGCAUUCGAUGUCACAACGCAGCUGGUAGAUGCGAUCAUGCAAAGCGAUUGCGUUUGGCCCAGAUGGAUAAAUCUAAGGUCAUAUAGGAAGCUCUGGUGUAGCUUUCGGAAAGCAUAUUUGAUAAUGUCUGGUCGGUUGUAUGCCGACUCUGGAGAUGAAACGGAGAAUAGGCAUUUGCCCAGUGUCUUUAUUGACGAGCUUGAGAAGAUACGAGGUCCACCAAGACGGUUAUAG